Molecule: messenger RNA, 5713 nt
Organism: Diprion similis
Lineage: Eukaryota; Metazoa; Arthropoda; Insecta; Hymenoptera; Diprionidae
Gene: wake
Product: ankyrin repeat and fibronectin type-III domain-containing protein 1
Exons: 11
Coding region: 41-4597 (1518 amino acids)
Biological process (GO): establishment of mitotic spindle orientation; signal transduction; regulation of establishment of bipolar cell polarity
Cellular component (GO): spindle
Molecular function (GO): protein binding
Source: RefSeq, a predicted model, not a curated record
GGCCGAUGAAAUGUCGAAUGUUCGUUUGUAACCAUUUGCGAUGAAAUUUCGCAAAACUGCCUCAACUAGCCCCAAAAUGGAGCUGUUGAGCCGAAGAUCAUCGAGUAAUCCGAUAUCUUCGUUAAAAAGAUCGCGAUCCGUCAGAGCGUCGUUGAAACUGGUAUCAAAGAUUCGAAGCCACGCUAAUUCCAUGAUUGUUGUUCAGCCUCCGAGUUCGUUAUACCCGGCAGUCUCCCAGCACAAUCCCGAAGAAAUGUUUCGUCCGGCAAGUGCAUCGCCUCUGGGAAUUGCUUCGAAGGCGGUUAAGGAACCGCUGAAAAUAUUUACCGACCCGAAGACAAAGCGUUCGAACUGCCGAGUGACUCAGGAAAAGUCUCGAAAGGCUGCUGACGAGGAAGCUUUUCGCUUCGAAGCAAAGCAGGAAAAAAUUGAUUUGCAUGUAUCGCAGAACGAUUCGCCCGAGGAAGAGGGCGAAAACAGCGAUGGGAAUUCGACGAACAAUUCGACCGUGACAAUGAAGGUCGAAAAGUUUUCGUUCGCGGACAGAAUCCGUGGCCGAGGUAAGAAGAAUCUGCCGAAAAUGAAGAGUCUCGAAGUGAAAAGGUCAUCCUCGAUGGUAGAGAACUGCGCCGUCGCUACCAAAGAUCUGACAAAGUCGCCAAGAAGUCCGGGCAGCUUUUUUAUUCGCCGGGACAAAAUUCAGGGGCAGGUGAAAACGACCAGGGACUCAGAAAAUGGCGGCGGUUCUGAGCUGCGGAUAGUUUUGGGCGAGUUCAACUCCUACGAGAAUCCCAUGUUCAGUUUGGACAGCUCGACGAACUCGGACGCCUGCAGUUGCACCCUGGCGAAUAUCGGCGAACCGGAUUCUCCGGUCUCUCGGAAAAAUGCGGGGAGUUUUGGUAACGAAUUUUGCGACCUUAGUGACGCUAGUUCAAGGGAAAUCCGACCAAGCGAUGCUGGUGAAACAAUGCCGAGUAUUGGGGUUUACGCGAAUCCGUUGAAACCCCCCAAACCAAAGACCAUGGAUAAUAUCACGAACUUUCUUACAAGCAAGAAGAGCGCUACUUUACGCCCUAAUAAACCUAAGUGCAAAAUUGUGUCGAAAGAGUUUAGGGACGAUGAAACGAGCCCGCAGUCCAGCCAGUCGUUGCAGAGUAUAAACUGGCGCCGAAGACUGAGCACUUCUUCGUCAGGUUCGAUGUUGGCCUCGCGACAAGGGAUGGAGUUCCUGGAGGGGUUUGGAAAAAAGAAACAUCAACAGCAACAACAAAUUCAUCUAGUGUCCGCGACUCACCUGAACCCUCUAACGGCACAACCUAGUCUCAACAUACACUUACAUGCUUUGUUCGCUGCGGUUGAGCACGGGCAUUUGGACAAGGCAAGAACGAUUCUUGAAUCAACUGACGUCGAUGUAAACAGCGUCAACAGUGACGGAUUAUCCCCGUUGGACGUUGCUGUGCUAAGCAACAAUAGACCUCUGGCAAAAAUGCUGGUUGCAUUUGGUGCUCAAGAAGGAAACCAAUUCAAAUCGCCGGAGUCGCUUGGCAGUCAUUUGGCAUCUUUACUCUCCGAGGCUGAGCACAGAGUCCAAGAGCUUGGUGGGAGUUCGACUAGUACAGGAACCACACUUCUGGAGCCACCAACUCACAGAGCAAGUUUUUCGACACCGCACAAUAAUCUGACAGGAUGCGGAGGUAACGCCGAAGACAAGCAACUCGCACUGUGGGAGAGGAGAGCCAGAGCAUUGAGAAAAAUGUUGCUAGGAUUUGAUCAAGCCCGUCCGCCAGAUAUGCCGUUUCUGGUUGCAGUUGAUGUCACCGGGACAACUUCCGUAACGGUGAGAUUUCAGGAACCGGAUUCUCACGAUUCUUCGAUCUGUACUAAAUUCAAGGUACAGUGGAGCGUCAGGGAAGAUUUUUCCACCAUAUGUGGGGACAGGGAAGUUUUGGACAUGAAGCAGCGGGAGUGCAGAGUCGAAAAUCUCGCGCAGGGGCAAAGAUACUACUUCAGAGCUGCCGCGGGUAAUUUGAAGGGUUACAGCAGGUUCAGGCCGUCCACCCCUGCCCACGUUACCCCAAGCAGUUGGAGAGACAUCGAUGGUCGCUUGCCGCGUUUCGCUGGUCGCCUUCAGCAAUUGGAUACGUUAUUCACGGACAUCAGGCGGCCAGAAUACACGCAGGAAACACCGGCCGUACAACGAAGAAAUCACAGGAAAAAGACAACUAUCAAACAGCUGUUCACAGCUACGAGCAAGUUUCAGAAAAAUCUGAGAAGGGGCGUGUAUUUGGCGUGUUUGUUGUAUCAUGAAGAUAAGGUGCUGGUCACGAAUGAGGACUUCUUGCCGGUUAUCGAAAUCGACGAAACCUAUCCCAGCUGUAUUUACAACGAUUUUCACUGGCUCAUGAAAGUUGCCUGUACCUGGGACGACGUCAAGUCUCUUAGACAAGACAUGGAAAAAAGUCAUAGCAGCUCAACCAUUCAUUUUAGGAUCAAAUUACUCCAGGCUGCUGCUCAAAUGCAAGCAGCUCUUUGUAUACAAGAUUUGGGUCAGUUGUACUAUAAACCGAUAAGAGAUGUGCAAGGAACCAUGGUUCUGUCCGCUAUAAAUUAUGUCAAAUCGCCAAAGCUGGUGUCUGUUUUGAAUAGCCGCUGGCUGCCGCUUAGCAAAGUUACCAAAAAACUGAUCACCCACGAAGAUAGUAGCGUCGCUGAUAUCCUUAUGGCCAGCAUCCAGGAUCAGAUGACCUAUCAUCAGGUCAGCAGCAUUAAGUUAUCCAAGGGCUUGUACCUAGGAUAUCUAAAAAUGCAGAGCAGCGUUGAUUUGAUUCAGGUCGUUGUACCAUCCAAGACUCCAAAUGUAUUGCCUCACUGCAAGAUACGUGACAACCCUCACGUCUCUGCGGAAGAAUGGGACUACCUGAAACGGAUGACCAGAAUUCAGCCCGGUGAACAAUCCGCCAUUGAAGAUACCGAAGAAAAGGAGAACGCAGCAAACGAAACACAAGGGACUGAACAGCAAAAGCUAUUCGUGGAUUUGGUUUCCGCGACAGCAAGACGACUGUUUGGAUACAUGGAAAUAAAUGUCGAAGAUUCUCUGAACCAUCGAUUGUACGAUGCCGAGGUGAUAGACCUGACACCUGACGUUUCGUUCCUGAUAACAGUUCCGCCGGCGGAAACUGCAUGCUCUGUACCCGGGACGAGAGAAAUUCUUUUGAAGAGAGGAGAUCUACUAUCUUUACCUAUCCAAGUAUUUGAAAUGGUGCACCUAAUUACCUAUCAGAAAGAUGUGAUAAACAGAUACUCGAGACUGAGCUGCAUCCUAGAAUUGGACACUGCUUUGGCGCAGCAUAAUCACAGGGAAGCUUUCAGCUCCUCCGAGCUGAGUGUGGCUAAGGACAAAUUAGUCAAAUUACAGGAUCUACAAUCGCAAGUUAAUAUUGUAUGGAAGGGAGCCAGAUGGCUCAUUGACGUUAUUUCGUUUGCCAGAGACAGAGGUUCGUCACAACAAAACAUUGCCAGUCAAAUUUCUGGGAUCUCCAUGAGACAUCUGCUAAACCUAGAUCGCAAUAAAAAUAGUAACAGCUUAAAGCGAAGUCUUCUGCAGCUUCCUCCACGCGAUCCUAAGCUAGUGAAAUCCAGUCCCGGCCGUGGGAGCUGGCCAGGACCGAAUAUAACGAACUCAACGUCGAAUUUGCUGACCACAGAAUUCAGUAAAAGUGAACAGCAGCUGCCGAGUGGUCAAUAUAUCCGUAAGGGCAGUAACUCUUCGACAAUAUCAGCCGGUGCUGAGGUGGUAAAGACCUCGGCAAUCAACUCAGCAAAGAACAAUUUGAUCCCAGUACAGAACUCAAGAUUACCUCCUUCAAAGUCUGAAGACACGCUACUUCUGACCCACUACAAACACAGCCCGAGAAACAGAUCGGCUACAGUAACUUCUGCAUCUGCCAGUACGAGUCCGCUGUUGAGUAUAAAGCCAAUUAUUUACGGAGGAUCGUUGCUUAGUGUCUCAACAGCGAUGACCAACACGACGAGCAUGUUAAGCGUCAGCAAUACCAAUUCAGAUAGUCUGCACUCGUUGAGCAGUGACGAGUUUUCCACUCCGAUCUCAAGUGUUAGCCUUAAACCAAGUCACGCGAAGUCAAAAAUAUCAAAACCAACGGCGAGUGUUGCUGCAAUUGCUAGUUCUGUGAUGGAAAGUCAGCUGAAUGAAGAAAAAGAUGAAGCCAUAAUGAUGCCAGCACCUCUUCCUGGAAUUUUACAGGUAUAUGCAGCGUACGAAACAGGCUUAGCUUCAGGAACGAGUUUAAAACUUCAUGUAACACCCCGAACGACAGCUCGAGAGGUCGUCGAUUUGGUUGUGACCCAAUUGAAUGUUGCUGUAGUCCUGAAGGAUCAAGCUGGUCCGAUUUACACUGCAGAUGAAUUACCAAAUUUUUGUUUAGUCGCUGUAAUUGGUGCAAGAGAACGUUGCUUGCGGGAUGACUUCAAGCCGUUGCAACUACAAAAUCCUUGGAAGAAAGGGCGAUUGUACGUCAGACAAAAACAAGACGUACUCGCAGCGCUUGAGCACAGUAGUAAACAUACUGCGUAUUUAUAGCACAAGGAGGUUGACGAGGAAAAAACACAAAGUCCAACUUAACAUAAGUAUUCGUUUAAGGUCAACCGAAUAGUAAAAUUUCUUUGGUAAUUUUCUGGAAAAAAAUUGGCAAAAAUCUAAGUUCAACUAUUUCCAUCACUACCCGUAAUUAUUUAUGAAGUUGUGUAACUAGAAGAACUGCAACUACUCUUCGACUUGAUUAUACUGUCAUUGACAGUAUACUUAAGCUUCUGUAAGAGUUUAUUCUGAUUUUGCAAUAUUAGUGCAGCGGCUGAAUCAUUACGCCUUAAUUAAUAUUCAACUUCGGAAUAUAUCAAAACGUGCUGCUUUGGACAUUGUGAGAAAUGAAGGCAAACUUCAUAUUGUUUCACGUAAUUAUGGUAUUGUCAGGCAAUAUUUGCAGAGUUUGCAUCGGAAGUUAACAUUCCAAAGUUAAACGGAUGUUUUUGGAUGGAAACAGAUUUUAGCUAAAAGUAUUUUUGAAAUUAGUAGGUAGUUUGUACAAAUUACUCAUAUUUGAAACAAUUAUAUUUUAGGUACUGAUCUCAGUGUACUAAUAGCGACUAAGAAUACAGUAAAUCCAAAAGAUUUACUUAUAAUUAUUGCUUAUAUAUAAGUUGUCAUUGAUUAGCAUAACGUGAAUAUGUAUGUGUAAAAAGAAAACACAAUUGGUUCCAUAAGUUGCGAAGUAUAGUUCAAAAACUGUUAUUUAGUGAAAUGUAAAAUAGCCUUCCGAAUGAUUCUCUUCAAUAAUAGCAUAAUUUAAGAAGUCUGUAAUUACAAUUCUGUUAUCUUAAUGAAUAUGAAUAUGUAUCUACACUGAUCUAUUAAUCUGUUGCAUAUAACGGAAUAAUAUUAACUUAAAAAUGAAAAAAUAGGUACAUAUACACUAGGUAGGAUAGCUCUGGUUAUUGUCCUAGAAUAAUCGCAAAAUGAUACGCAAUCUAUUGCAAUUAACGUUUACAUGUAUACAUGAUACAUGUAUGAUAUAGUGCUCAGAUUCAAACAUUUAUUGACAGUAAAGAUAAAAAUCUAUAUUAUAAUAAUCCGUAAUGCUCAUCGGAACGGGUGUAGAUAUACGUCGUGUAGAUUGAAUACCUGUAUGUAUUUGUAUAU